AUGUCUGACGGCGGUGAUAUCGAGGUCGAGAACGUCGGCUCCUACGACGUCCUCCCCAAGGACGUUGUCAAGGAGGUCGGCAACGUCAAGCUCUUCAACAAGUGGGAUUACGAUGUUGAGGUCCGCGACAUCUCUCUGACUGACUACAUCUCCCUCCGCAACCCCGUCUAUGUCACCCACUCUGCUGGCCGCUAUGCCGUCAAGCGUUUCCGCAAGGCCAACUGCCCCAUCAUUGAGCGCCUCACCAACUCGCUCAUGAUGCACGGCCGCAACAACGGAAAGAAGCUCAUGGCUGUCCGCAUUGUUGCCCACGCCUUCGAGAUCAUCCACCUGAUGACCGACCAGAACCCCAUCCAGAUCGCCGUCGACGCCAUCGUCAACUGCGGUCCCCGUGAAGACUCGACCCGUAUCGGUUCCGCCGGUACCGUCCGUCGCCAGGCCGUCGAUGUCUCCCCUCUUCGCCGCGUCAACCAGGCCAUCGCCCUCCUCACCACCGGUGCCCGCGAGGCCUCCUUCCGCAACGUCAAGUCCAUUGCCGAGUGCCUUGCUGAGGAGCUGAUCAACGCCGCCAAGGGCAGCAGCAACUCUUACGCCAUCAAGAAGAAGGAUGAGCUGGAGCGUGUCGCCAAGUCCAACCGGUAA
Messenger RNA from Colletotrichum truncatum, 642 nucleotides. RefSeq names its product 40S ribosomal protein uS7. The record is from RefSeq and is a predicted model, not a curated record. Gene Ontology annotation, biological process: ribosomal small subunit assembly; translation. Lineage: Eukaryota; Fungi; Ascomycota; Sordariomycetes; Glomerellales; Glomerellaceae. Gene Ontology annotation, molecular function: structural constituent of ribosome; mRNA binding; rRNA binding. Gene Ontology annotation, cellular component: cytosolic small ribosomal subunit; ribosome.